Molecule: messenger RNA, 1285 nt
Organism: Solanum tuberosum (potato)
Lineage: Eukaryota; Viridiplantae; Streptophyta; Magnoliopsida; Solanales; Solanaceae
Product: alcohol dehydrogenase-like 1
Exons: 3
Coding region: 617-1285 (222 amino acids)
Biological process (GO): formaldehyde catabolic process
Cellular component (GO): cytosol
Molecular function (GO): alcohol dehydrogenase (NAD+) activity; S-(hydroxymethyl)glutathione dehydrogenase [NAD(P)+] activity; zinc ion binding
Source: RefSeq, a predicted model, not a curated record
UAGUAAAGAGUCAGACAUUUGAUAUGUUCUAAAAGUCUCUCUUUAUUUCUUUUGUGCUCAAUCAAACUUAAGCUACUCUCAUCGUUUACGAGUCCAAGUAAACUUACCAUGGAAUCAAGCAACCGUAAGGUCAUCACAUGCAAAGCUGCAGUAGUAUGGAAGGAAGGGGAGAUGUUAAAGAUCGAAGAGAUACAAGUUGAUCCACCUAAAUCAAAUGAAGUUCGAAUUAAGAUGCUCUUUGCUAGUUUGUGCCACUCUGACAUUAUCGCUUUCAAUGGUUUCCCCAUUGUAUGUUACUCAAUUUACAUUUCACUCUACUCAUCUUUCCUAACUAAUUUGGAUCCAUCAUUUUAUUGAACUUGUUUUCUUCUAUCCUCUCCAGCCUACAUUUCCUCGAGUUCUUGGACAUGAAGGACUUGAGUAGGAAAAUUUUCUUUCAAUCUAAAUUUCUGUAAGAGUUUGUUUCCACAGCUCAAACCCCUGAACUUCUGAUCAUAUGACAACAACUUUCAUUUACAAUUGUGACAAGGCUCCCCUUUUUCACAUGCAUAUAUAUUAUUGUAAAUUGAUUUGCAUGGAUUUAUUUAGCCAAUCGCGACUUAUUUGAAUUUGCAGCAUGAUAGAAAGUGUGGGAAAAAAUGUGACAAAUAUAAAAGAAGGAGAUAUAGUGAUUCCACUUUACUUAGGAGAAUGCAAAGAAUGCCCAAAUUGCAAGUCAGGAAGGUCCAAUCUAUGUCACAAAUAUCCAUUGAACCUUUCUGGUCUAAUGUUGGAUGGCACAUCAAGAAUGUUCAUUCAUGGAGGACAAAUAUUAAAUCAUAGUUUUAAUUGCUCUACUUGGUCGGAAUAUACAGUUAUUAACGCCAACUACGUAAUCAAAGUUGAUCCUCAGAAGAUUCCGCUUCAACAUACUAGCUUGCUUUGUUGUGGAUUUACAACAGGCUAUGGAGAAACAUGGAGAGAAGUUCAUGUUGAAAAGGGCUCAACUGUUGCUGUACUAGGUCUUGGUGUUGUUGGACUUGGAGUGGUUGAGGGAGCUCGAAGUCAAGGAGCAUCGAAAACUAUUGGUGUUGAUAUAAAUGAAUUGAAACGGGGAAAAGGAGAAGCUUUUGGAAUGACGGACUUCAUUAACCCUAAAGAAUUCAGGACAUCAGUUUCCGAGACGAUAAAAGAUGUUACUGAAGGUUUAGGUGUUAAUUAUGUUUUCGAAUGUACUGGGAUACCAUCCAUGCUUAAUGAAGCCAUUGAAGCCUCAAAAUUAGUAAGUUUUUCUAUAUUUUGUUGA